Messenger RNA from Eremothecium cymbalariae DBVPG#7215, 555 nucleotides. RefSeq names its product Dse2p (gene DSE2). The transcript has a single exon. The record is from RefSeq and is a predicted model, not a curated record. NCBI's taxonomy places the organism in Eukaryota, Fungi, Ascomycota, Saccharomycetes, Saccharomycetales, Saccharomycetaceae. The coding region runs from base 1 to 555 and encodes 184 amino acids.
AUGUAUUUCCAGAUCUGUCGCCUUAUUGGAAUUAUCACUUAUUUGGGUCAGCUUCGCGCAACAAACGCAUUGAACUUAUUUACGUCAAAUGGAGUGGUAUACAGUCCUUCUGUGGUGGUAAACACAAUAAGAAUAGCUACUACGGUAGUGGAAACAAUAUACUGUACACCAACUAAAACAGGAUUGUCUAAGCAGGUUACCAUUCAGCCUGUGACUACAAGUGUGACCUUAGAUGCACCAAAUAUUGCGAGUAAAGUUUCAGAUACCACCAAAACAGUCCUAGAUAUGGCCAUGCCACCAAAAAUAGCCAAUUUAAAUGCCCUGACUCCGAUUGAUACUGCAUCGUAUUUCCACACACAGAAAAUACUUUCUACAACCAAGACCGCCGUUGAUCAGCCUUACACUACUCUUUACAACAGAGAUGGAUCAUGCACCGUCUACUACGAAGAUCCUAAUAGUGAGGAUCAAUUCAGCACAAUAUUUUUGACAGGCGAUAUGAGUGUAUCUGCAUUCUCGACGGUAACUAGUACCAUAAGCGUUUAUAAAACCAUUUAA